AUGUCUGAAGAUUCACGCCAGUCUGACCAUGAUGGCAGUGGCAUCGCGAAGAGCUCGAUGGGUCUGUUCGCCAAAUUACCUCUUCACUUGAUGAUCAGAAUCGGUAGAUUCUUGCGAGAAGAUGGCUCGCUCAACCACGUCACAAAGCUCUCUAAAUCCUUGCGACGCCUUUACUUGCCUCACCUGGUUCACACCAUCGACCACAGAGGUCCACCAUUCCUUCUAACUCGGCGGCUGAAGGCAUUCGCUGACGAGAGGGGCCGACUGAUCACUGGACAGGACCACAUGCAUGGAGCGGUGAGAAGCUUGACGAUUUCAGUCAUUCCUUAUGACGAACAUAAAUCUCCCCAUAGCCCAGGACGUUGGGACGACCUCCAUGACAUGAUACAUGACGAUGGCGAUGCUCUGCCGGAGCUGAUCGCUGAAUGCAUCCGGUACACCACAAAUCUCCAAGGAUUGUCACUCAACAUUCGCGACCUCGAGGCAGAGCAAAACAAGAAGAUGCUCGAUCUUUUGAGUGAUAAGAGCGACCUCCGUAUCGAUGUCAAGAACCUACGGCUGAGAGUCCUCAGGGAUCUCCCAAGUUACCAAGAGAACUAUUUUGCCGAUCCCGGCAAAAUGUUUGAGGGUUGGACCGAUCACUCUCUUCAAACCCUGCAAGUCAAUUGCAAUCUUGGUUGCUUGUGGCCGCUUUACAACCGCCAAAACCAACUGCGAAGCCUCAGCAUCGUAUUGGAUGAUAACGUAGAUGAAUUGUUCGACAUGAAGAAAAAGGAUCGUGACCUGAUAUGCGCUUUUGCAUUGAUGGUUCGACUGGCAUGCUAUCACUUCCCAAGCCUUGAAGCUCUGGUUCUUCAAGAUUACACCGCUGAUUUACCGCUCUGUGUAGUCUACUCAGUGCCAACGGAUAAUCGAGGAGCUACGAUCGAACCAGCGGCUCAGGCAUCUGGCCUUAUUCCAACAGCAUCUCGAUACGGGACCGAACUUGUUACCUGGGACGUCACCUUAUAG
Molecule: messenger RNA, 1011 nt
Organism: Thyridium curvatum
Lineage: Eukaryota; Fungi; Ascomycota; Sordariomycetes; Thyridiales; Thyridiaceae
Exons: 3
Coding region: 1-1011 (336 amino acids)
Source: RefSeq, a predicted model, not a curated record